ACUAGCCUGGCCAACAUGGUGAAACCCCGUCUCUACUAAAAAUACAAAAAUUAGCUGGGCGUGGUGGCGAGUGCCUGUAAUCCCAGCUACUCAGGAGGCUGAGGCAGGAGAAUCGCUUGAACUCAGGAGGUGGAUGUAGCCAUGAGCCAAGAUCACGCCAUUGCACUCCAGCCUGGGCAACAAGAGUGAAACUCCGUCUCAAAAAAAAAAAAAAGAACUAAUAUUUAAGUCUGGCACGGUGGCUCACACCUGUGAUCCUAGCACUUCAGGAGGCUGAGGCAGUUGGAUCACCUGAGUUCAGGAGUUCAAGACCAGCCUGGCCAACAUAGCAAAACUCCAUCUCUACUAAAAAUACAAAAAAUUAGCUGGGUGUGGUGGUGGGCGUCUGUACUCCUCAGCUACUUGGGAGGCUGAGGCAGGAGAAUCACUUACUUGAACCUGGGGGCCGGAGGUUGCAUUGAGCCAAGAUCAGGCUGCACUCCAGCCUGAGUGAUAGAGUGAGACUCCGUCUCAAAAAAAAAAAAAAAAAAAAAUUACUGGUGUUUGGGCGUUUCAUCCACAGGAUCCAUUGAAUUAGACAUUUUCAAAUAUUUACUGUGCACCCCUUUCAAAAAAGAUCAUGUCCUAGAUAAAGGAUUAAACAAAACCAGUCACCCUCACCCAGCAUCACUGCCCAUUGGGACACACCCCGAGCUCCCUUCCUGGUGCAGCGUCCAGCGCCUUGAUGACAUGGGCCCAGGGUCUGCUGCCUUUCCUGGCUCAUUCUCUGCACUGCCACUCGGAAUGACUUGCUGCUCCCCAUACGCAGUCUGUCUCCAGGAUCCUGUAAUGUCCUUCCUGUCCCAACUAAUGAGUCAUUCAAGACCGGCUUCCCAUGUCACCUCCCCCCAUCACCCUCCCGGGCCAUCUCCCUGUCUUGCUCGCUGUCUCACACACGCAAUUAAUUCCUGUCUUCUCCUGAAUCUUGCCAUACUUUAUUUAGCGUCCGUCACAGCAAUUACAGUGCAUGCAAGUGUUCAGGGACUGUGAACUCCUUCGAUUAAGAAUGUUAUCAUCGGCCAGGCGUGGUGGUUCAUGCCUGUAAUCCCAGCAUGCACUUUGGGAGGCUGAGGCGGGUGGAUCACAAGGUCAAGAGUUUGAGACCAGCCUGGCCAGCAUGGUGAAACCCUGUCUCUACUAAAAAUACAAAAAAUUGGCAAGGCAUGGUGGCGCACGCCUGUAAUCCCAGCUACUCAGGAGGCUGAGGCAGGAGAAUCGCUUGAACCCAGGAGGCGGAGGUUGCAGUGAGCUGAGAUCACACCACUGCAGUCCAGCCUGGGCAACAGAGUGAGACUCUGUCUCAAAAAAAAAAAAAAAUUUUAUUUUCAUUUCCAAAUCCUUAGUACCUUGUACAAGUGCCCAUCAGACAGCAAAAACUUGGCAAUUGUUGAAUGAACAAAUGCUUUUUUGUCUUGUAUACCCUAAAAGACCAUGGAUUCUACUGGCCUCCAUUAAUUGACUGUCCUCUGUGCCUCAGUGCACAUACACGCGGACCUUUGAUGCUGGCUGUUGCAGACUCCUGGUGUCAAUAUUGGGAUGUUGGGUCCUCCCCUGAAGGAAAAGCACCAAAUGUGACCAGCACCACACCUGUGGCAAAGCGAGCAGAGCCAUGGUUGGCGGCUCUCUUUGUGCAUCUUGGGGCGGUUCACCUGUGGCUUUAUCAAGGCCCCCUUCUUUCCAUGAGUGGAUUUCUCUAUGCCUUUGUGGACAGGCUUUCAUGGAGGGAGGUGUACCCGAGCUCAGAAUACAACAGGAACACAUGGCGUAAUGGGUCUUGUGCCCCUCACUCUGGCCUGUCCCUUCUGUUCAUGGGUCUCAAGACCCGCCACCCCCAGGGACCUCUGCUCCAUAUAUGCAGAUAUAAAAACUUCUUUUGAAAGGGCUCAUAAGGGCCAGGCAGCAUGGCUCAUACCUAUAGUCCCAGUACUUUGGGAGGCCAAGAUGGGAAGAAGAUUGUUUCAGGCCAGGAGUUCCAGACCAGCUUGGGCAACAUAGCAAGACUCCAUCUCUGCAAAAAAUAUAAUAAGUAGCCAGGUAUGGUGGCAUGUGCCUGUGGUCCCAGCUGCUCAGGGGGCUGAGGCAAGACGAUCACUUGAGCCCAGGAGCACCAGGCUGCGAUGAGCCCUGCUCACGCAACGGCACUCCAACCUGGGUGACAAAGCAAGACUGUGUCUAAAAAAAAAAGGGCACAUAGGAAUUGGGUGGCAAAUUCAAGCCUAUGGUGCACACAGAAAUACCUGCAAACCACAAAUAAAGAAAUGGAGGAGGCAGUCGGUGCGGGUCUUUGGACGCAAGAAGACAGCCACAGCUGUGGCGCACUGCAAACGCGGCAGUGGUCUCAUCAAGGUGAACGGGCGGCCCCUGGAGAUGAUUGAGCCGCUCACGCUACAGUACAAGCUGCUGGAGCCAGUUCUGCUUCUCAGCAAGGAGCGAUUUGCUGGUGUGGACUUUCGUGUCCGUGUGGAGGGUGGUGGUCAUGUGGCCCAGAUUUAUGCUACCCGUCAGUCCAUCUCCAAAGCCCUGGUGGCCUAUUACCAGAAGUAUAUGGAUGAGGCUUCCAAGAAGGAGAUAAAAGACAUCCUCAUCCUGUAUGACCAGACCCUGCUGGUAGCUGAUCCCCGUCCCUGCGAGUCCAAAAAGUUUAGAGGCCCUGGUGCCUGUGCUCACUACUAGAAAUCCUACCGAUAAGCCCAUCGUGACUAUCAAAAUUCACCUGUAUAAUAAACAGAUUUUGAAGGAUUUUAAAGUUUCAAGGAAAAAAAAAAAAGAAAUGGAGGAGUUUGGGAUUUCUCCAGUUUGCUGCUGAGCACUGGCCGCCUGAAGAGCCACAGUGCUUGUUAACUGGCACAGCCAAUGGCUCUUGAGCUGACAACAGUUACUGGAAAGACCAUUUGUAGAAGAAUUUGUGCCAUCAAGAGAGUUCUCAGAAAUGAGCAGCCUGCAGUAUGCGCUCACUCUGCACCAAGUCAGUUGCUCACCUAAAAAACAAACAUUGAGAUACUCGAUGUGUGUGAUGUUUAAUAUUUUAACAGUAAGCAAACCUUUUAUAGAGAGGGGAAAAGGUUUGCCUUCCCUUUCCUGACUGUGUCCCGGGACUAGUGAAGAGAGCCUCUUCAAAGGGAAGUUCUUGAAGCUCUGUUCUUGUCUUCUUGCUGGGCAGAGGCGGCAGCUUUAGGAGUGGCUGGAGUCCUGAGUGUUUAACUUAGAGUAGCUGAUGGGGGCUCAGCCGGGGCCGGUCCCGGGCCUCAGUCAUCAGCACUUCUGGAGACUCUGCCGCCUCGGCGUCAAGUGCAGAAGGAACAUUAACUUCUUUCUCUUGUGUACAUUUGCUUUUGUAACAAAAAACUUGCCAGAUUUUGUAAUUCUAGGAUCUCUUCCUUUAAACUCCUUUUGCUGAAACAGAACAGAUGCAAGCGUAGUGUUCAGUGAGACUUUAGGUAAAACCUCACACGUAUCAGGCAACAAGCUGGGUGCCGUGGGGGCACAGAGAUGAAACCUCGGCAGGGCACGGUGGCUCACGCCUGUAAUCCCCACACUUUGGGAGGCCGAGGCGGGCGGAUCACUUGAGGUCAGGAGUUUGAGACCAGCCUGGCCAACGUGGUGAAACCCCAUCUCUACUAAAAAUA
Messenger RNA from Pan troglodytes (chimpanzee), 3665 nucleotides. Its product is annotated as small ribosomal subunit protein uS9-like. Gene Ontology annotation, biological process: translation; maturation of SSU-rRNA from tricistronic rRNA transcript (SSU-rRNA, 5.8S rRNA, LSU-rRNA). NCBI's taxonomy places the organism in Eukaryota, Metazoa, Chordata, Mammalia, Primates, Hominidae. Gene Ontology annotation, molecular function: structural constituent of ribosome; RNA binding. The transcript has a single exon. Gene Ontology annotation, cellular component: cytosolic small ribosomal subunit; ribosome. The record is from RefSeq and is a predicted model, not a curated record. The coding region runs from base 2407 to 2712 and encodes 101 amino acids.